Capsella rubella is the source of this 1067-nucleotide messenger RNA. Its product is annotated as NADPH-dependent 1-acyldihydroxyacetone phosphate reductase. Gene Ontology annotation, cellular component: endoplasmic reticulum. Gene Ontology annotation, molecular function: oxidoreductase activity. The record is from RefSeq and is a predicted model, not a curated record. NCBI's taxonomy places the organism in Eukaryota, Viridiplantae, Streptophyta, Magnoliopsida, Brassicales, Brassicaceae. The transcript is spliced from 3 exons. Bases 113 to 961 code for a protein of 282 amino acids.
AUAUUGUUUGUAGAGACACAGACCUCCACGUCACCCUUACUUGAGUUUGGUUGUUGCUCCACGUCAUCUGCUUUGUCUCUCUCUCUCUCUCUCUGUUUCAAAUCUGAGAAAAAUGGAGAGCGGUGAUGACGAGAGCAGUACGCCGGUGGUUCUGAUAACGGGAUGUUCUCAGGGAGGGAUUGGACACGCUCUGGCGCGUGAGUUUACUGAUAAGGGAUGUCGAGUGGUGGCGACGAGCCGGUCGCGGAGCUCGAUGACGGAUCUGGAGCAAGAUUCGAGGUUGUUCGUGAAGGAGCUUGAUGUUCAGUCUGAACAGAACGUGAGCAAGGUUUUGUCGGAGGUUAUUAAUGAGUUCGGAAGGAUCGACGUUCUUGUUAAUAACGCCGGCGUUCAAUGCGUUGGACCUUUGGCGGAGAUUCCAAUUUCCGCAAUGGAAAACACCUUCAACACCAAUGUUUUUGGUUCCAUGAGGAUGACUCAAGCUGUUGUACCUCACAUGGUGUCUAAAAGAAAGGGAAAAAUUGUGAAUGUUGGAAGUAUCACUGUUAUGGCACCAGGUCCUUGGGCUGGUGUCUAUACAGCUACCAAAGCUGCUAUUCAUGCUCUCACCGAUACCCUGAGGUUGGAGCUUAGGCCCUUUGGGAUUGAUGUCAUCAACGUUGUCCCGGGAGGAAUACGUACAAACAUAGCAAACUCUGCUGUAGCAACCUUCAACAAAAUGCCUGAGCUUAAACUGUACAAGCCUUAUGAAGAAGCUAUCAGAGAAAGGGCGUUUAUAUCACAGAGGAUGAAGCCAACUCCUGCAGAAACGUUCGCCAAAGAUACUGUAGCUAUAGUGUUGAAGAAGAACCCACCCGCUUGGUUCUCUUCAGGCAGGUACUCAACCCUCAUGGCAAUCAUGUACCAUAUGCCCCUUUGGCUCAAAGAUUUUCUCCAGAAGCAGGCUUUAAUGAAGAAGUGAUUAUCAAAUUCAGCUUUAACGUUCAAGACAAAGAGUGUAACAUGAAAAUGAAUGUAAAAGCUUGUUCAAACUGUUAAUUGAAUCUUAUGUCUCCAUGUUUGAGCAA